CUCGCCUCCCACCCUUCCCUCGCCUUUCUUUCUCUCCGAUCCCGAUCCCGACGUCCUCCAAGCCCUGCCCUCCUCGCGGUCCCGGCAGCUCUUCGCCGGCUUCUCCUCUGGCUCCGGCGACUCUCCUCCGACGAAGGAAUGAGAACCUGUAAUUUGAAAUCCUCUAACAUGAAAGAAGCUGAAGCACUUAGAAAUCCAGGUAAAGAAGAUGAGGUAUCUCAAAUUACAGUGGCAAGUGCGUCUGUGCUUUCAGAUAGACUUGUACCAGGGACUGCAGGCAAAGGUUCUCUUGAACAGGAUACCUGUUUGAGCUUGGGUCAGGUUGGCACUAAAAUCUUUUCCGCAAACGUAGGAUGUGAUGCCAUAUCAGAAUGCAAUAAAGAAACUAGCGGACCAUGUUUCCCUGCAAAAGUGAAUGAAGAGCAUGAACACAAUAAGGUGGAUUCUGUGGGCCUUACUGUGGAUCUGAACACUGUAGAUGUUUCCAGUAUGGUGGAACAGAACCCCUUUUAUCCCUAUAAAAUGUUGGGGCAGGUGAAAACUGGAGAUGCCUCGGAGUGUGGAAGCACUACUGGUCCACUGGAGGAGAGUGAACCAUUGAGAAUGUGGAAAGAAAUGAAACAGAAUGGCUUCCUUUCAUCUUCACAUGGAGGCAUACCAAUGCCCAAGCAACGUGGCCGCCAGCCUAGAAAGAGAAAAGACGACAAGUCCAGAAGAAAGGCUGAGUCUGCAAGGAGAGAACAGGCUAACAGGUUCAUGAAAAUUGCUGCUCCAAGUGGACUGCUUUCUGGACUAAACCCUGGGAUCAUUAACCAUGUGAGAAAUAGCAAACAAGUUCAUUCCAUAAUAGAGGCUAUAGUGCGGUCUGAGAAGCGUGAUGGACAAACCCAAAAUAAAUUCACUGAUCAAAUGGGUAGGGAAAGUAAAGAUACUAAUGAUAGGUGGAAAGAGCAUAACUAUGCCCAUGUUUCAGCAACCCAUCAGUCGAAUGUAUCUUUAAAUAAGCCAUCUGUUCCUUCCAGCUUGGAUCGAAGCAUAGAAAUGAAUAUAGCUGAAGACAAGCUUCAUUGUGGAAUUUCUACAACUUCACAGUUCACCAAAAAAGAUGAUAAUGAUGCCCUUACCCUGAAACUCUCAUCAGCUGUAACAGAGACAUCAGAAAAUGCCUGCAGUGCAUCAAAUGACAAUCACUCUGCAAACCAAGAUAACAUUACCUCUUUAUCACUUAAAGCUGCUACUGUUGCUUCUGAGUGGCUGGACCUACUUCAGCAGGACAUCAAAGGGCGUCUUGCUGCUCUGAGGCGCAGCAAGAAGAGAGUAAGGAAUGCUAUCCAAACAGAAUUGCCUUACCUAUUAUCAACAGAGUUCUCGUCUAACCAAGAAAACGAUCCCUCAUUUGCUCAUUCCUCUGAGGCUCAAUGUUCAAAGAAACAUACCCCAGAGAUGCAUGUGGCACGAUGGAGAUCGCUUUUCAGUCAGAUGGAUAGAGCAUUGUACGAGGAAGGAAAACAUUUGGAGAAUUGGUUGAAACAAGUCCAAGAAAUGCAACUGCAUUGUGAGAAAGGCUUGAAACAUGUAUGUGUGGAUGGGUUAUCACAAUUUGGGUCAUCAGAGGAUUCCAGUAAAUUGAAAAAAUCCGAGGCUUACGAGCGUGAGUGUGCAGUCAGGGCUGCAGCAGCAUCCAUCUACUCCACAUGCAACUUGAUCAUGACAACUGAAAACGUGCCAUGUUUCUGAUUUCAUCUGAGCAUGCCUUUUUUUUUCUUUAUCUAAUUUUAUUAUGAUAUUUAUACUUUGUUUGUGUUACUGAAAUCCUGUUGUGCAUUUAUCACUCAGGUGACUUAGGGUGGAGCUUUAUUUCAUUACCCUUGUGCCAUUAGAAAGAGUAUUAGUUUUUCUGAAUUAUUUCUGACAUGACUGAUUGUUCCCCAUAAUUAAUCUGAAAUGAAGUACAACUUUUUAUUUCUUUUUA
Phoenix dactylifera (date palm) is the source of this 1972-nucleotide messenger RNA. RefSeq lists its product as uncharacterized. The record is from RefSeq and is a predicted model, not a curated record. NCBI's taxonomy places the organism in Eukaryota, Viridiplantae, Streptophyta, Magnoliopsida, Arecales, Arecaceae.